Molecule: messenger RNA, 1584 nt
Organism: Mangifera indica (mango)
Lineage: Eukaryota; Viridiplantae; Streptophyta; Magnoliopsida; Sapindales; Anacardiaceae
Product: activating signal cointegrator 1
Exons: 4
Coding region: 77-1318 (413 amino acids)
Biological process (GO): regulation of DNA-templated transcription
Cellular component (GO): nucleus
Molecular function (GO): zinc ion binding
Source: RefSeq, a predicted model, not a curated record
UAUAUAUAGAGAGAGAGAGAGAGAGAGAGAGAGAUUGAUAUGACUCGCUGCAUUCACGGGCACACUGAGUGAAAAAAUGGAGACAGCGGGACAAUGGUUAGAGGAAGCACUGGUGGAUCUGUGCAAGAGAGUAAAGACUGGAUUGGAUUUGGACCGGGAGAUAAUUUCGGGUUUAGUCUCAUAUUGUGAAUUCGCUCAACCACUAGAUGCCAAGGAGUACCUCGACAAUAUUAUUGGUCAAGAAGUGGGCAAAAGUGUGAUUGAGGAGUAUCUUCGACGCAGAGGUCACUCAGAGCUUGGCAGCAGCACUGCUGGUGUUCCAAGUUCAAAUUUGCACGCCUAUGUUAAGCCACGCUCAGAUGAAGGAUCUGUUAGUGGAUCCAAGAAAUCAUCUAAAACUUCUAAAGAGGUUACAGGCCCCAGUUAUCAGGCUCAACCUAAAACAGUCAUGGCCUCAAGUUAUCAAGUUGAACCUAAAAAAAGUGCUAUGCCCAGUUAUUCUGAGAACCGGGUCUCAACUGAGAGCAGUGAGUCAAGAACUGUGAAUAAAGGGAACCAAACUAACAACAAAAAGAAGAAAGCUGGAAAAGUUAUUUCUCUUGCUGAGGCUGCUAAAGGGUCAAUUGUAUUCCAACAGGGAAAGCCAUGCUCUUGUCAAGCACGUCAGCACAGAUUGGUCAGCAAUUGUUUGUCAUGUGGCAAGAUAGUUUGUGAACAAGAGGGGGAGGGACCUUGCCAGUUUUGUGGUGCCCUUGUGCUAAAGGAAGGAAGUACAUAUGCUGGUCUGGAAGAAAGUUUUGCUCCCCCACUGUCAGAUGCUGAAGCAGCAGCUGAGGCUUUUGCUAAAAGGCUUGUUGAAUAUGACCGAAACUCUGCAGCUCGUACAACGGUUAUUGAUGACCAAAGUGACUACUAUGAGAUUGAGGGAAAUAGCUGGCUUUCUAAGGAGGAAAAGGAACUUUUAAAGAAGAAACAGGAGGAGAUUGAGGAAGCUGAACAGGCCAAUCGAAAUAAAGUAGUUGUGACUUUUGAUUUGGUUGGUCGCAAGGUCUUGAUUAAUAAAGAUGAAGUUUCUGAGCUGGAAUUGGAAAACAGCAUACUGCUGCGGCCACCAGAUGAAAGAGAAGUGAAUCGAAUUAAACCAAAUCCAACUCUUACAGUACAACCAGUCUUUAUAGAUCCAGGCCUUAGUAAGAAACCUGAUAAGGGGAAACAAACAAAUCGAUGCCUUCCCAACGGCUUACACUUGGAGAUAACUGGGAGGGUGCAGCAUGAUAACAAUGAGUUGAAGCAUUUUAUGAUUGAUAAUGCCUCAUAGAAGGCUUGAACUCCAUAUGUGAUUAUGAAAAGAUGAUGGGUAAAAGUUCUGGUUAGCUUACUUGAAAUUCUGAUGCUUCCUUUUUCAUAUUUUCUUCUUUUUAUAUGUUGCAGUCAACAGUUUUACAGCAAGGAAAUGGAAAACCUUGUGUUAGUUUUUUUUCUUUAAUUGAGGAUAUCAGAUAUAGUACAGGCGUUCACAGAUUCCUGUUUGCUACAACAUGUACCUGUCGAGACAAAUAAAGCUUUAAAAUUCUUUUGACAAUA